CGGCAGGGGCCGCCUCGCCCCGCCCCUCUCCUUCCCUCCCUCCCCUUGGCGGCCGGGCGCGGGCCGUUGGCGAGGGCUGCCGGGACGGCGGCGGUGACAUGGCGGCCAACGGCACUGGUGCCCCUGAGGGCUUGCGCGGCGCGGAGGCGGCAGCGGCGGGCCCGCGGCAGGAGCGGGCGGGCGCGGGCGCGGGCGCGGGCGGACUGGCCCUUCUCGGCGCCGCCCCCGGCGCUCCCAGCUGCCCGCACGGUCCUGCUCUUCUGUUUGUAAAGAUGAGCCAAGGAAAAGAAGAGGGAAGAAGGUUUUAUGCUUGUUCAGCUUGCAGGGAUAGGAAAGAUUGUAACUUUUUCCAGUGGGAAGAUGAGAAGGUGUCAGAAACUAGGCUUGCAGCACGUGAAGAAUGUAAUAGAAAUCGUCAGCCUUCUUUUACUCACAGACAAAAUGUGGAAAGGUACAAGAGUUUUGUUCUUCUGCCGCUAUCAAAGAGGAAGUUUUGUCAGGAAUGCCAGCAAUUGCUAUUGCCAGCUGAAUGGGAAAAACACUGUGGUCACCAGUUCCUAUGUGAUAUCUCCAUUGCCCAGUUAAAAAGUCCCAGUCAACUUCUGUAUCCGCUGGAGAAUAAGAAAACAAAUGCGCAGUAUUUGUUUGCAGACAGAAGUUGCCAUUUCCUGCUGGACCUUAUUAUUGCUUUAGGAUUCAGACGAGUGCUCUCUGUUGGAACACCCAGGCUUCAUGAAAUGAUCCAAUCUAAAGCAUCACAAAAAGAAGAUUUUAGUGUUAGAAGCCUUCUGCUAGAUAUUGAUUUCAGGUAUUCACAGUUUUAUACAGAGGAUGAGUUCUGUCACUAUAACAUGUUUAAUCAUUAUUUCUUUGGUGGAGAGGCUGCACAUGAAACUUGCAGGAAAUUCUUGUAUCAAGACAAAGGUGAAAGAGUCAUUAUGGUUACUGAUCCCCCAUUCGGAGGAUUAGUGGAAGCACUGGCUUCUAGUUUUAAAAAGCUGAUGACAAUGUGGAGGGAGACAAAAAAAGAAGGUCAUGACAACCAAGAGAUGCCUGUGUUCUGGAUAUUUCCGUAUUUCUUUGAGUCUCGCAUUCUUGAGUUUUUCCCGAGCUUUAGUAUGAUGGAUUAUCAGGUAGACUAUGAUAAUCAUGCACUUUAUAAGCAUGGCAAGACAGGUCGUAGACAGUCUCCUGUUCGUAUCUUUACCAACAUCAUCCCAAGUAUGAUUGUACUUCCUGUUGAAGAGGGUUAUAGGUUUUGCACUAUAUGUCAGCGAUAUGUUAGCUCUGGUAACCAGCACUGUGAGAUAUGCAAUUCAUGUACAUCAAAAGAUGGUAGACGAUGGAAGCAUUGUGCUCUUUGCAACAAAUGUGUAAAACCCUCUUGGUUUCACUGUAACAACUGCAACUGCUGUGCUCUUCAAGACCAUGUUUGUGAGAGGACUGAAGCUGGCUGUUUUGUUUGUGGCAAAGCAGGUCAUAAACGCAGUACCUGUCCCAGUCUCUCCCUCACUAAAACAGCUCGCCAAACUGACAAAAAGAAAAGGCAGAAAACUCCAAAGAAGGUAAAGAUGGGGAUCUGUAAAAAAUCAGCUAUGAAGCAUGCAAUAUUCUUCAGGAAAAGAAUAAAGAAUAAGAAAAAGAGGUGCAACCUUCCUUGUUGAUACAUUGUUACCCAGAGGAUUUUUUUGUAGCCUGCUUUGAUUCCAUUUUCUGACACUUAAUGUUCAAAAUAAAACCUGAUCGAAUUAAAAGUGACAA
Messenger RNA from Dromaius novaehollandiae (emu), 1761 nucleotides. It is a transcript of the gene ZCCHC4, whose product is annotated as zinc finger CCHC-type containing 4. The record is from RefSeq and is a predicted model, not a curated record. Gene Ontology annotation, cellular component: cytoplasm; nucleolus. Bases 99 to 1664 code for a protein of 521 amino acids. Gene Ontology annotation, biological process: rRNA methylation. NCBI's taxonomy places the organism in Eukaryota, Metazoa, Chordata, Aves, Casuariiformes, Dromaiidae. Gene Ontology annotation, molecular function: rRNA (adenine-N6-)-methyltransferase activity; nucleic acid binding; zinc ion binding. The transcript has 13 exons.